Molecule: messenger RNA, 1020 nt
Organism: Fusarium graminearum PH-1
Lineage: Eukaryota; Fungi; Ascomycota; Sordariomycetes; Hypocreales; Nectriaceae
Exons: 3
Coding region: 1-1020 (339 amino acids)
Source: RefSeq, a predicted model, not a curated record
AUGAGUUUACCACAGACUGACUUGGAAAGUACCAAGGACUUUCGUUACGAAUGUGCCAAGCGGAUCCAGGCACAAAUCCGUCUACCACCCAUGUACAAAGACUUCCGACUACAGGCAGUCCACAUCGCUAUCACACUACUCGUUCCUGUCGAAUCCUUGGUAGAUGGUGGCUUCCUUGACAGCAACCAGGGGUCAAUGCAUUUGCAUGACAAUUUGAACAUUGUCGCAAGUCUAGUCAGACACUACUUCGUCAUGUUGUAUAAAGACAUAUCAAAUCCAAACGAUUAUUGCGACCAGGUGGAGAAAUACGCAUGUGCUUACCGAAACAAGUAUCGAUGUAUAGUGACAGGUGAAUCUCCUUCUUGGGCAUCCCAUAUUAUCCCCUUCUCGUGGAACAAGAACGAAGCCAAUGUAUACGAGACGAGUCUAGUCAUGGGCGCCUGCCAAGCUUUCUUCACCGAUGAGAUAUGCAACGACCUAUAUGGUCUCUUGUCCAACUCGGAUGAUUUUUGUAGUUCGGACAAGCAAUGGAAUUUGAUCAAUAUCAGCGAGUCAGUCGCCGCGGCUUGGUCCUGUUCAUCGCUAGGGCUGAAAUGUUUAAGCAUUAAGCCAAACGAUUCCUGGUGUCCGGAUACUCAAGAGUCAAGGAACGACUCUAUAGAUGAAGAAUGGGAAGUCGAGGUCGAAUUCCAGUGGCUAUACCGACGGUUCAGGAAGCCGAACGAAGAAAUGGACGGUAUAACCGACGAAAACAACAUGGAGCAUAUGGCUGAAGCACAAAUUCAUCAUGAAAGAAUGGGAUGCCCUCCUUUCAUGGAUGCCUCUGGGAUUGCUACCGGACAUAAGGGCUGCAAGCCAAUGCUUUCUGGUCACACCUUCACCAUCACAAUGUUAGAAAAAGAUGCUCGCAAGUACAAGAUUACGCUAGAUCUGCGUUGGUUCAUUAUUUCUGCUGCCGCCAUGAGUUGUGCGGCUUGGUACCCGGAACUUCUUCCUCCUCCGCUUGAAUGUAUGAACUAA